AUGGAUUCAUCAAGUUCUGCCUUACCAAGCACGGAUAAAGACGAUGUCUUACUACCUCCUUCGCUGGAACACGCCAGAAUUAAUACUCUACCUCAGACGGCGUACUAUAUUCCUAACUUCAUAACCGAGCAAGAAGAGCAGAACAUUCUGGACAAGAUAUCAAGCGCUCCCAAACCAAGGUGGAAACAGCUUACAAAACGGCGUCUUCAGACCUGGCCUUCAGAGCUCGUCAACAACAAACUCCUUGAAGCUCCCCUCCCUCCCUGGCUUCAAGACCCAGUCAUAUCCCGUCUGCUCUCGAUGCCAUCCCAGGACUCCUCAGCAGCGAACAUAUUCGAAAGAAGUCCUCACAAGAAGCCGAAUCAUGUCCUCAUCAAUGAGUAUCCACCUGGUAUUGGUAUUAUGCCACAUAAGUUGAGUAUUCAUCAAGAUGGCGCGGCAUACUGGCCAGUUGUGGCCACCGUCAGCCUUGGAGCCAGCCUAUGCCUGAACCUGCAUCGCAGCAAGGAGGACGGCGCUCUUGAUCCCGAACCUGCUUGGAGGAUCCUCCAAGAACCCCGUAGUUUACUCGUCACAACUGACGAGCUAUAUACUGAAUAUCUCCAUGGGAUUGCUGAUAUCGAAGAGGAUGCUGACUUGAGUGCCGAAACUGUUGCCAACUGGGAUCUUCUCCGUUCUCCCGGUGUAUACGCCAAUGGUCGGAAUAUCCGUCAAACUCGCACAAGCCUGACGUAUCGAGAUGUUCUUCAGGUAUCAAAAGUCGCGAACAAGCUUGGCAUCUUCCUCAAACGAUGA
Molecule: messenger RNA, 795 nt
Organism: Fusarium oxysporum Fo47
Lineage: Eukaryota; Fungi; Ascomycota; Sordariomycetes; Hypocreales; Nectriaceae
Exons: 3
Coding region: 1-795 (264 amino acids)
Source: RefSeq, a predicted model, not a curated record